This is a messenger RNA of Procambarus clarkii (red swamp crayfish), 6208 nucleotides long. RefSeq names its product toll-like receptor Tollo. Gene Ontology annotation, molecular function: protein binding. Lineage: Eukaryota; Metazoa; Arthropoda; Malacostraca; Decapoda; Cambaridae. Gene Ontology annotation, biological process: signal transduction. The record is from RefSeq and is a predicted model, not a curated record.
UGCUGAGCUGUGGUGAGGGACGGACUGCUUGGCUUCCCGCUCCCCGGGGUCCGCUCCCUUCGCUGUCUGUGCUCUUGAUCAGUCUUUUAGACUCGAAUAGACUUCGUAGAACAGCGAGUUCUAUAUACAUACAUAAACAGAAACCUGUGUAGAACAGUGCUAUUCACGAACCAAGUGAAGUUAACUAGAGUUAAUAUCCAGGUUAAAAUGGAGUUGGUUAACAAGUGAAACUGAAUACAGGAGAUGGACGGGCGCUCACAUACGGAUUACAACAAAUGGACAGUGAUCAAGCUGUAACUCAGCCAAGCUUGGAUUACACCACCAGGUGCACGGAGACCGCUUGUGCGCCGGGAUAUAUAUAAAUAUAUAAAAGUUGUGACAUGUAAAUCUCUACACAAAAAAAUUACUUAUAGAUCUGUGAACUGCAAAGAAGAAAAAAAAAAUAUAUAUAUAUAUAUAUUGCUUCAUUUCAUAGUCAUAUUGUCUGGAAUUAUCGUGGAAUUUUGCUUUAUUUGCUUGAUAUGAAAGAAAAAAUGGUGUUUGGAAUAUGUUUGCAUUUAAUGACAUACAAGAGUGUCCUAACAGUCGGUGUAGAUUUCAACAGUGUUUCCUGAAAACAGGACGGGAAAAAAUAGGUUAGAUAUGAGAAAAUGCCCAGAGCGAUCAUUUCAUUCUGAAACCUCAAACGAAGUAACGACAGUUUCAGGGGAAAAAAUAUAAGUUUUAAAAUAUGAGACGAGCCUUGGGCGAUCGUUGAAAUGUGAAACGAGGCUUCGCUAAUCUUCCUGGAGGUAGCGAAUCAUCUGGUGAUGUUCAGAUUGGGAUUAGUGUGUGUUGAGGGAGAGUCCUUGUGUAGGGGGGACUGCCCCAAGCUACGGUAGCACCGCUGGGGGUAUCAAUAAUCGACAGUAGCAGUAGCAGCCAGUAGCAGUCCCCACGCUACGUAGCCUACUCCGUGAUGCUGAUAGUGGCUCUCCCGCGAUGCUGACAGCAUCAUCAUCAUCAUUAAAGAACUGACAGAUAUUUGCAGUGAGGGGGAGCGUGCCUUAGAGAGGGGGUGCGAGGUGUGUGUGUGUGGGAGCGAGUCAGGUGUCUGGCUCACCUCUGACUGCCACCGCCGCCCAGACCUGACUGCUGCUGACUCUCUCUCACAUCGAUCACAGGCUGCCAGCACACGCGCCGCGCGCCCCUCACCCCCUACCACGUGUUCACACCUGCGCGCUCUCACGUGUGCUUAGUGCAUGCGGAAAGGCAGUAACGACGGGUGAGGCUGGCAGGCACUCGGGCCCUGAGGCCCUUCAGGACACCUGUCAUGGACACUUGAGGAAGCAGCGUGCGCAUCUGCCGCCCUGCACAUUUGUCCCUAUGCCGCCCAUCACUGUCGCCGCCCACACACUGGAACGCACCGGGAUGCUACUUAUCCUCCUAGUGCUGGUGGGCGGCGUCGGCGGCCGCCCACCGGAGUGCGAGUGGAAGCUGGAAAACGCCGGUGUGACAGCUGGCGGCAGCGAGCAGGUCCGCACCAGCUGCCACGUCAGGACGCUGAGUAGAGUGCUGCUGACGGAGGGCAGCGGCAACACGUCGUUGUCAGCACUGGCUCACGCCACCCACGUGACGGUGCUGACGCUGCACUGCGCCAGACAAGUGGUCUUCGAGUCUGAGAUCACUCCUGGGAUGUUCACAGUCUUCCCCAGACUGGAGGACCUGCAGGUGCUGGGGUGCAAGGUGACGGAGCUCCCGUCGCAUGUGAUGGCUGGUCUGCCGCACCUGCGGCGAUUCAUGCUCAGGGCUCAUCACCAGGACUGGCCAGGUGCGGCCCUCACUCUUCACCCUGAAGCCCUGGCUGACCUCAGCCGCUUGGAGGCCCUUGACCUGGCCCACAAUGCCCUCUGGUCCAUGCCACCAGCUGUCUUGUGCCACCUGCCCUCACUAACCACUCUCAAUUUGACGCACAACCGCCUCCACCAUCUGCCUGACCUCGGUCUGGGCCCCCGUGAGGCGCAGGAAGGUAACACGUCUCCUGGGUGUUCGUUACCGCUGCAACACCUGGAUCUCUCCCACAACCAGGUAGCUGAGGUGCCAGAGCGAGCCUUCACGAGUGCUAAGGCCUUACAGACGCUCUCACUACGGCACAACCGGUUAGCGCACCUGUCUGACUGGGCCUUCGGUGGUUUAAGCUCACUCAAACAGCUCGAUCUGUCUCAUAACCGCCUUGUUGCUGUUCCCCGGUCUGCAUUAAGUGAUCUUCUGCAACUGACAGAACUCUGCCUCGCUAACAACUCUCUGAGUGUUCUACCUCCCGCUGCAUUCAGCAAUCUAGGCCAGUUGCAGACGCUAGACCUGAGUUAUAACCAACUAAGUCUGGGCUCUAGUAACGUAGAGCCCUUCACUGGGCUUAUUCGCCUGGUGGUUCUGGAUGUGUCGCACAAUUUGCUGGUUCACCUCGGCCCUGAUACCUUCAGGGACCUUUAUUCUCUUCAGGUGUUACGACUGGCGCAUAACCAAUUGAGUCAUCUCUCUGAUGCAACCUUCGCCGGCCUGGCCAACCUGCACACCCUGGAACUAUCCCACAACGAACUGUCGACACUGUCUAGCCGAGCUCUCCAGGGCUUGGCUGUCCUAACUCACCUCUCUGUGGACCACAAUCAGCUGGAGAGUGUUCACACGGCCGCCUUGGACAACUGUUCAUCUCUGCACCACCUGAGUUUCGCCCACAAUGAGCUGCACGACCUCCCAGAGGCCGUGAAGCGAGCGCCACUUUUGCGAACUCUGGACCUGAGCUAUAAUCAAAUCUCUUAUCUCGAGGAGGGAAUUUUACAUGGCCUUAUACACCUCCAAGAACUCCAACUUGAUCACAAUGUUAUAACUAACGUGAGUAAAGCCUCAUUGGCUGAAGUCUCAUCGCUGACCUACCUUGACCUCUCCUACAACACCCUGACAGACAUUGAGUACGAAGCACUGGACGCCACCCCUAAACUCGUGGGUCUUGACCUUCACCACAACAACCUGGGGGACAUCAAUGGCUUGGUGACUCAACUUCAGAACCUGACCUGGCUCAACGUAUCCCACAACAGCAUUACGUGGUUUGACUAUGCUCUUAUCCCUAAGAACCUCGAGUGGAUUGAUCUGAGUUACAACCAAUUAAGCAAACUGGAAAACUACUACGAAGUCCAGAAGUCUCUUGAACUAAGGGUGCUAUAUGCAUCCCACAACAACAUAUCUGAAAUCAGUGCAGCAAUUGUUCCAGAUGGCAUAGAGGAGCUUCAUCUCCAACAUAAUGUGAUUUCGUAUGUGGCCACUAAUACAUUUUUUGACAAAAUGAGUGUUUCGCUAAUUGACCUCCGGUACAACAUGGUGGUGAUUCUGGAGGAGGCAGCACUAAGACUCUCGCAAAGACACGCACCUCCGCCACUCCUGCUUCUCUCCCACAAUCCGCUUGAGUGCAACUGUGCCACAGACUGGCUGCUGAGGGCUGCUGGAGCAGUCCUAGGGGUACCUUUGAGUGGGGGCUCUAUAUUGCCUCACUUGGGAGAUGUGGGGGCUGUUGAGUGCCGUUUACCGGGGUUGUGGCAGGAAGUGAUAGUUCCCUUGAUCAUCGUCCAGCCACAUCAGUUUCUCUGCACCUACCGCAGACACUGCUUCACGCUCUGCCAUUGCUGUGACUUUGAUGCAUGUGACUGUGAACAAACUUGCCCCAGAAACUGCACGUGUUACAACGACCACACGUGGUCGCACAAUGUGGUGGACUGCGGUGGUGGAUGGACUCACAUGCCCUCUGGAGUGCCCAUGGACGUCACCGAGGCCUUCAUGGACGGCAACUCUAUGGGGGCUCUUACAUCACAUGCUCUUAUUGGUAGGAAAAACCUCCGUGUUCUUCACCUUAACCACUCGGAUAUCACCGUCAUUCAAAAUCGUACAUUUAACGGACUGAAGAACUUGCAAGUGUUACGGCUUGACCAUAACAAGCUAGAGGCACUUCAUGGUUAUGAAUUUGUAGACCUGCAUGGCCUCCGGGAGUUGUAUCUUCAGAAUAACCACCUUAAGCACCUUAGCAACAUAUCGUUGUCUCCUCUUCGGGCGAUUGAACUCCUGCGUUUAGAUAACAACCUCUUGACAACUUUUCCCGUGUGGAACCUAGCACUUAAUCCAUUUCUCUUGGAAGUUAGUCUCUACCACAACCCCUGGAGUUGUGAGUGUAGUUACUUGGCAAACCUGAGAGCGUGGUUGGAGGCAAACCGCAUCAAAGCGACCAAUGCCAGUCUCAUACGCUGCCACCAUAACAGCACCGGAGCCAUUGGUCCUGCAGUACUCUCUGAUGCGCCUGUGAGGUGUGACCACUAUGUCGCCACAACUAGGAUUAAUAACCUCAUAAUUCAUGACUACGUAAUGCUGCUGCUGAUCACAGCUGUGCUGUUGUUGCUGCUGCUUGCUGCUGCCAUCAUUGUCGUGGCAUACCGUAGGCGUCUCAAGCUCUGGGCAGUCAGUCGCUACGGCAAGCGCCUCUUUGAGAAAUCCUCUGCUUAUGUCGAGGACCGUGAGAAGCUUUUUGACGCAUUCGUCACUCACAGCGCCAAGGACUCUACGUGGGUGUGUGGUCUUAUGGCUCCCGAGCUGGAGGCAUUGGGGUAUCGUCUCUGUGUGGUCCAUCGUGACUGUACGGCUCUCUCAGCCCCUGUGGCUGGGAGAGCGAUAGCAGAGAGCAUCUCCUGCAGCCGCCGUGUUGUCAUGGUGAUAUCCAGAGGACUGGUGGAUGCAGAGUGGUGCCGUUACGACUUCAAGAGUGCCCACGUCGACGCCUUGCGAGGACUGCGGCACCGAAACAUUCUCAUAGUCAUGCUGGAAGAUGUGCCAAGGUCAGAGCUUGACCCUGAAUUAGCCACCAUCGUUCGAACAGCUGGCACAACUCUUCACCCGCGUGACCCGAGAUUCUGGGAGAAGCUACGCAGAGCAAUGCCGUCUUUACGCUCACGCCGCAUGCGUCCGGGUCUUCCUGCGACACUGGGAGGGAGAGCAGCAAGCAAGCCGCUGGUAGCCUCCGAACAGCAGAAUGGUCCAUCUUGGCCUUUACCAGAAACCAAGACCUUGGGGCACACCCCAAGUAAGUCUCUCACUGUUAAUCCGUACUGGGAAACCGCCGUUGGACACAACGUAACAGAAACAGCGUGGGAAUCGAGAGGGGGCCCAGACCUUGUGGCACCCCCCUGGUUACACAGUCCUAAGAAGCCUCCGUCCCCGGCUCCUACUAACGCAGUGAAAAAUGGGCGGCUAUCGCCUCAUGGUUCCCCUGGUGGGCCUGACCACACAUACAUGAGCGUUAGCGAAUGUGGUGAGGUCAGAGCCACACUCCUGCCUGCCACCACUCUCUCUGCGUUGGCUGAACCCAAGUCCUUGGCCACUGCCUCUUCGGGUGGAAAAGGGACAGGCGUGGGCGGUUCUCGCCCCUCUGCACCUCCUCUGUUCCGGCGAGAUGCCCCCGACUACCUCACCCGCAGCUGGAUCUUUCACCCGCCUCCUGAUGAACAGCCUCCUCCCCCAGGCCAGACUUACUUUGUCUAGAGAUGGGACCUCCCUGCCCCUACACCUAUGCCCUUUUCCAAGCUUCCCUUUCCUCUUGAGUGCUGCUAGCUCCGUCUUUAUCCCGCCCAGUCAGUUUUAGCUGGAUCUCGUCCAUAUAUUCCAAGCAGCUAGUGUAGCCUUAACCACUCCAAACUACCUAGCACAAGCCUAGCUAACCCUGUCCCUGCUCUGCUUGUAGCCCCUUCUUCAUAAGGUCUAUUUUGCAGACUUAUUGUUUUAAGGUCCGUAUCGUCCCUCCCCCCACCCCCUACCCCUCCGCCCUGAGACAACCCUGGCACUCUUGUCCAUCAGAUCAGACCUCGUCCCCAAACCCUCAGUCCAUCCAACCAAUCCCCCAUGCCACAAACACCCACAAUCCUGGUCCUCAACGCCUCACGCGAGGGAUUGGCCCGCACACAUUCCGCCCACACCCACAGUCUACCACGCCCACGGCCGCCCCCGGUGCCGCCUCCCACAGUGACACCCCGAGCGACAGUGACGUAUGCAACUGUGAUUCAGAAAAAAAAGAGUCGCUCCGUCAGUGCUUGCUGAACUAUGCUGCAGGUCGCUGUAAGCAGCGGUCGUGUUCUGACUUCUCGCAGCUAUUGUGCAAGUGUCUAAAAAAAAAAUGAAUCUUUGUAAAUAAAGGCAA